UGUUUAUUUGUUCUCUCCCCCACGCUCCCUGAACCUCUACUUUCUCGUAUCUGCUUCCAGUAAUGACUCUAUUAUUUUUUUUGACCGGAUGGACCGCAGAAAAAGAAUGCUUCGAUUUCUUUUCUCUUUCUCAGCCGAAAUUAAUCACCAGUUGGGGCUUGACUAGGAGAUGUGCAGGAACACAAGAGCUACAUCCGGCUCGGUGAUCUGCUUGGAUGCUCAACCAAGUGGUCUGGUCCUGGACUCGCAAGAUGACGCACGGGGUGACGGCCUAGAAGACCGCUUUGGGUUCGGAAUUCACUGCUUCAUGUCCACUUUCGCUUCUUGUUAUGUACUUUUGCCUACGCUAUACCUUGUUCCCGCCGAUUUCCUAUUCCCCGUUGUGGCCUGGUACUCCUACUUUUAUUUUAUCUUCGGUACACUUUUGCCUCUUUUACACAUUUUAGUGAGAUCACCCACCCCUGACCAUCAUUUUUUCUGGACGUUUUUCCUUGUUCCAUUGCAGUUUCUGUUGUGUGCUAGUUGUCAAUCUUAAGUGUUAUUGAAGAGCGAAGCGAGACGGACAAAAGAAAGAGAGAAAAAAGCAACCCGAAGCUAG
This is a messenger RNA of Aspergillus sclerotioniger CBS 115572, 598 nucleotides long. RefSeq lists its product as uncharacterized. The transcript has a single exon. The record is from RefSeq and is a predicted model, not a curated record. Lineage: Eukaryota; Fungi; Ascomycota; Eurotiomycetes; Eurotiales; Aspergillaceae. The coding region runs from base 170 to 535 and encodes 121 amino acids.